AUGGAAAGCUUUAGAAAAGCCUAUGGGGCGCUUAAGGAUUCCACAAAAGUUGGCCUAGCUAAGGUCAAUAGCGAUUUCAAGGAUUUGGAUAUUGCGAUUGUCAAGGCUACAAACCAUGUUGAAUAUCCACCAAAGGAACGUCAUGUUAGAAAAAUAUUUUUUGCAACAUCCGUGGCACGCCCAAGAGCAGAUGUUGCCUACUGCAUUCAUGCUCUUUCUAGGAGAUUGGCGAAGACUAAGAACUGGAUUGUUGCUAUAAAGACACUGAUAGUUAUUCACAGGACAUUGAGAGAGGGUGAUCCCACAUUUAGAGAGGAAUUACUGAACUACUCACAUAGAGGACAUAUUUUUCAGUUAUCAAACUUCAAGGAUGAUUCUAGCCCUCUCGCUUGGGAUUGCUCUGCGUGGGUGAGGACAUAUGCUCUCUUUCUGGAGGAAAGACUUGAGUGCUUUAGAGCCUUAAAAUAUGAUAUCGAGGCAGAGCGUUUGACAAAAACAUCUGCAGGAACAUCCAAGGUGCACAGUAGAACACGGCUUUUGAGUGGUGAAGAGCUGUUGGAGCAGCUCCCUGCACUACAGCAGCUUCUCUUCCGCCUAGUCUGCUGCCAGCCUGAAGGAGCGGCUUGCUUCAACUAUCUAGUUCAGUAUGCAUUGGCUCUGGUACUAAAGGAGAGCUUCAAAAUUUACUGUGCUGUUAAUGAUGGAAUCAUUAAUCUUGUCGACCUGUUCUUUGAUAUGCCUAAAUAUGAUGCAGUUAAAGCUCUUAAUAUAUAUAAAAAGGCUGGGCAACAGGCUGAAAAUCUAGCUGAGUUUUAUGACUUCUGCAGAAGCUUGGAUCUUGCUCGAACUUUCCAAUUUCCAAUACUAAGACAGCCUCCUCCUUCAUUCCUUGCAACCAUGGAGGAAUAUAUAAGGGAAGCACCACAGAUUGGUUCUUUAUCAAACAGGAGGCUGGAGUAUCAGGAGACAAAUGAAGAACCAGAAAAACCUGCAGAGCCUAUACCUGAAGAACCUGAAGAAAAGGUUGAAGAUGAAAAGGAACAGAUUGAUGAAGGACCUCAGUUGAAAAAAGAAGAGGAAGACCCACCAUUGAUAUCAGCCGAAGAACCUGCAGAUCUGCUUGGUCUGAAUGAUGAAGUAAAUCCAAAGGCAGCAGAAUUAGAGGAAAGUAAUGCACUAGCUCUUGCCAUUAUUCAACCUGGUAAUGAUCCUUCAUCAAGUAAUUAUGCCCUGACUGAAAUAGGCCAAACUUCAGGCUGGGAACUGGCACUGGUUACUGCUCCAAGCAACCAUACUAGCAAACCACCUGAAAGGAAAAUGGCAGGGGGAUUUGACAGUCUACUACUUGAUAGCUUGUAUGAAGAUGAAGCUGCCAGGAGACAACUACAGCUGCAGAAUGCCGGUUACAAUGCAGGCUAUGGAUAUCAAAUGACAGCACAAAGUCCACUUGAUCAGCAUGACCCCUUUGCAAUGUCAAAUGCCAUAGCACCUCCAACCAACGUGCAGAUGGCGCUGAUGUCCCAACAAGAGCAAAUGAUGAUGCAGCAGCAGCAGAUGCAACAACAAAACAUGAUGAUGGUUCCUCACCAAUAUCCAACUCAAUAUUCACAACAACAGCAAGUGCCAUAUAUGGCGUCUGCUAAUCCUUUCGGAGAUCCCUUCGGCUAUCCACAGAAUGCAACACCACAACAGGGAAACCAUACAUUAAUCUAA
This is a messenger RNA of Coffea eugenioides, 1713 nucleotides long. Its product is annotated as putative clathrin assembly protein At5g57200. The coding region runs from base 1 to 1713 and encodes 570 amino acids. Gene Ontology annotation, molecular function: phosphatidylinositol-4,5-bisphosphate binding; clathrin heavy chain binding; 1-phosphatidylinositol binding. Gene Ontology annotation, cellular component: clathrin-coated pit; clathrin-coated vesicle. Lineage: Eukaryota; Viridiplantae; Streptophyta; Magnoliopsida; Gentianales; Rubiaceae. Gene Ontology annotation, biological process: vesicle budding from membrane; clathrin coat assembly; clathrin-dependent endocytosis. The transcript has 15 exons. The record is from RefSeq and is a predicted model, not a curated record.